GCCGAAGUCGGCACGACACGGACCUGCCGCGGCCCCCUUCGCGCCGCCCCCUUUGUGCGCACUGCCAGCCAGCGCGGUUUGCAGGCCGACCGGGAUGGGCCUGGUCCAGGCGCUGCCGCCGCUGGCCGCCGGGGCGCCUCCAGGCAUAGACGCUGCCGUGGCCACCUGCCUCGGGCUGCUCGACGCCCCUGGCCUCGCGGCGGGGGGCCGGCGUGGGGCCGCGCGGGUCCUGUGCGAGGGCGCCCCGCGAGCGGGCAGCAUGCCAGCCUUCCUGGGGAGCCUCAGGGGCGCGCUGGGGGCCGCCAGCUCUGGCGACGUCGCCCACCUGCCGCUGGGCGAGCUGAUCUGGGAGCUGCCCGAGCACGGCCCCGCGGGCGGCCGCACGCUGCGGCGCCUGCUCGCCGGCUUCGUCGAAAGUGCGCUCGCCGCGUCGUCGUCGAGCCGCCUCCUGGUCCUGUGGGCCCUGGACGGGCCGUUCCCGGGCAGUGCCAGCGCUUGGCUGCGGGACGCGUGCGGCCCGCUGAGGUCGCUCCCCGCCUCGUGCGCCCUCCUAGGGCUGUGCGCUUCCCGCGCCAGGGUGCCCGCUGCGCUUCGUGAGCUGUUCGAUGGGGGAGAUCGUGCGGCGCCCGAGGCCUCGCAGGACCUCGGCCUGGGCCCCCCCCCCGCCGCCGCGGCCGCCGUGGCGGGCGACGAGGGAGAGCGGGGCUCGCCGCCCGUGGUCAUCGGCGCCGGCGCUGCCCUCGGCGAUCUGCGUGCGAACGUGCUGAACUACUACCAGCAUCCAGGUGUCUUCAAGGCCAUGGGCGUCGCGUGGCCGCCGCGCGUGCUGCUGCACGGCCCGCCCGGGUCUGGCAAGACCCUCGUGCUGCAGUGGCUCUGUGCCCAGGUGCCGGCGCGCGUGCGAUCGACCUGGCUGCGCCCCGGGGAGGUGUGGUCCAGGUACUUGGGGGAGAGCGAGGAGCGCUUGAGGGCCGCCUUCGCCGCCGCGGCGGAGGGGGCGGCCGCCGCCGGGGCGCUCCUGCUCCUGGAGGGCAUCGACGAGCUGGUCCCCGGCCCAUCCGUGCCACGGCGCCGCCGCGCAAGACGCCUUCCGCGACCGCCUCGCGGCCACCCUGCUGGUCUGCCUCGACGGCAUCGACGCCCCCGGCGGGGCGGCUGGGGGCCCCGGGCUCGGCGUGGUGGCCACCUCGCGCGCGGCCGCAGAGGCCCUGGAUCCGCGCAUCACUCGGCCGGGCCGCAUGGACCAUUGGAUCCCCCUCGGGCACCUGGAGGAGCAGGAGCGGCUCCUGCUGCUGAGACACUUCGUGGCCGCGGCGGCCCCGGGCGGCGCGGGCGCGGCCGGCGACCUGCACCCAGACCCGGGCCCGGGGGAGCGGGGCGCGCUGGCGGCGCUCACCGCGGGGUGCAGCGCCGGGGAGCUGCGGCUGGCCGCCACCAGGGCGUGGGCCGACCUGCCAGCCGGAAGCAGGCCGCGGCGCUGGCGGUGCCGUCCAGCGACGAGGAGGGCCUGUGAUCGGGGCUGGCGGCGCGCGCCCGCGCGCCGCGCCCUGCAUCAGUCUGGCGCCGC
Prorocentrum cordatum is the source of this 1567-nucleotide messenger RNA. Lineage: Eukaryota; Dinophyceae; Prorocentrales; Prorocentraceae. The record is from the annotation of a GenBank genome assembly.